Molecule: messenger RNA, 384 nt
Organism: Trypanosoma brucei brucei TREU927
Lineage: Eukaryota; Euglenozoa; Kinetoplastea; Trypanosomatida; Trypanosomatidae
Gene: Tb927.6.450
Product: EP3-2 procyclin
Exons: 1
Coding region: 1-384 (127 amino acids)
Cellular component (GO): membrane
Source: RefSeq, a predicted model, not a curated record
AUGGCACCUCGUUCCCUUUAUCUGCUCGCUAUUCUUCUGUUCAGCGCGAACCUCUUCUCUGGCGUGGGAUUUGCCGCAGCCGCUGAAGGACCAGAAGACAAGGGUCUUACUAAGGGAGGCAAAGGCGGGAAGGGAACCAAGGUCAGCGACGACGAUACCAAUGGCACUGACCCUGACCCCGACCCCGAACCUGAACCUGAACCUGAACCUGAACCUGAACCUGAACCCGAACCCGAACCUGAACCUGAACCGGAACCUGAACCUGAACCCGAACCUGAACCGGAACCCGAACCCGAACCUGAACCUGAACCUGGUGCUGCAACGCUGAAGUCUGUUGCGCUUCCGUUCGCAAUUGCGGCCGUUGGUCUCGUUGCCGCAUUCUAA